Molecule: messenger RNA, 1059 nt
Organism: Penicillium bovifimosum
Lineage: Eukaryota; Fungi; Ascomycota; Eurotiomycetes; Eurotiales; Aspergillaceae
Exons: 1
Coding region: 1-1059 (352 amino acids)
Biological process (GO): proteolysis
Molecular function (GO): metalloendopeptidase activity; zinc ion binding
Source: RefSeq, a predicted model, not a curated record
AUGGGCGCGGGACCACCAGCCGGGCUCUGGCCAGCCAACAAACAUGUUCUCAACGUGUGUUUCCUAAACGGUGGUGAAUACGAACAGAAUACAGUCAAAUCCUUGAUCAAAAAGUAUUACCAUUCCAUCCCCAUGCGCCUCCGCUUCAAAUUUCUACCCGGACGAGACAUGAGCUCUUCCGACAUCCGGAUUUUAUUCUCAGACUGUUCCAAAGCCUACAUCGGACGUCAAGCCGAGUCUUACCCAGGCCAGCCCACCAUGUGGCUCAACAUGUACCCCAGGUAUCCGACGCAGGAUGCAGCUCGGAACAAGGUGCAAGCCGACGUCCUCCAUGAAUUCGGACAUGCAUUAGGCCUGGUACACGAGCAUAAACACCCGCACUGCAAGGCCAACUGGAACUACGAUCGUCUUAUGCGCAGGAAUCAAUGGGGAUUGGACACUGUGCGCUACAACUACAACGAUGAUACGCAUAGUGCCGUCAAUGCCAAGUGGGACAGGGCGUACGAUCCAUAUUCGAUCAUGCACUACCCUAUUGCGAGGGGAGACACGCAAAGUGCGGUGAGGGAGGUUCCUGAGAAUAUUGUGCUCUCUGCCAUCGACAAGGAGACCUUGGCGCUGCUUUACCCGGUAGUUGCUGUUGUGAAGCAGCACCCUACGGUGCACCAAGAGCCCACGAGAAAACAUGAGAAGGAAAAGAGAGAGAAAAAGCCUAAAGAGCCCACGAAGAAGGAUAAAAAGGAGAAGGAGGCUCGUCCUAAGAAAGAGAAACCUCGGCAAAAGGUGUAUAUCGGCGGGAACGACUCUGCCGUGGUUAGCGGUGGCUAUGUGGAGAUAAGUGGUAACGCGGAGGCGACCAUCCACGGCAGCGGCCAGGUGGUCGCCUCCGGCAAUAGCGAUGUCGUCGUUUACGGCGAUAGCACGGUCUGGGCAAGUGGGAAUGCCGAUGUCUAUGUCAACGGGGGUGGUUCUGCAACGGUGAGUGGGAACGCGACGGUGAAAUUCACAGGCACAGGCACGGGAAAGGUCACCGGGAAUGGUUCUCUUCGUUGGAACGCCUGA